CUGACCCGGGGUGACCCGGCUCCCCCACCGCCUGCAGGUCUGGCAGCAGAACAAUCCGCGGUUCUGCGUGCCACUGACGCUCAUUGUACGCAGGGGGAUGAGGGCAUCCGUGCCACCCCCUCCCUCACCCUCCUGCUCUGGGAGGAGAAUGUGCCCGCGGGUGGGGUGGGGAAACAUCUGGCUUCAGGGCCCAGCCUGGGGCCUCUGUGCUCUGAGCUCAGGAUGCCGAACUGGGGAGGAGGCAAGAAAUGUGGGGUGUGCCAGAAGACGGUUUACUUCGCGGAAGAGGUUCAGUGCGAAGGCAGUAGCUUCCAUAAAUCCUGCUUCCUGUGCAUGGUCUGCAAGAAGAAUCUGGACAGCACCACCGUGGCCGUGCACGGCGAGGAGAUCUACUGCAAGUCCUGUUACGGCAAGAAGUAUGGGCCCAAAGGCUAUGGCUACGGGCAGGGUGCAGGCACGCUGAGCACUGACAAGGGGGAGUCUCUGGGCAUCAAGCACGAGGAGGCCCCUGGCCAUAGGCCCACCACCAACCCCAAUGCCUCCAAGUUUGCACAGAAGAUUGGCGGAUCCGAGCGCUGCCCCCGAUGCGGCCAGGCAGUCUAUGCGGCUGAGAAGGUGAUUGGUGCCGGGAAGUCCUGGCAUAAGUCCUGUUUCCGGUGUGCCAAGUGCGGCAAAGGCCUUGAGUCCACCACCCUGGCUGACAAGGAUGGCGAGAUUUACUGCAAAGGAUGCUACGCGAAAAACUUCGGACCCAAGGGCUUUGGCUUUGGGCAAGGAGCUGGGGCUUUGGUCCACUCUGAGUGAGGCUGCCGCCAUCCACCGCACGCUGCUCACUCCUGUGCUUUUCAUCGCCAUUUCCUUCCCAGCAGCCUUGGCGACCUCCAGGAUCCCUCCUCCCUCUCUCAGCCCUGCCACACAUCACUAAUGACUUGAACUCGGGUGUCUGGCUCCCUCUGGCUUGGAGUCGGCCUGAGAUCCCACUCUUCUACGGGGCUCCCUCUUCCUGGGACCUGACACCAUCACCAGCAGGAGACCUCAGUGUUUUAGUGCGGGUGGGACUGGGCCCUUCUCCCCACACCCCACCCCACAGUCCUCUGUUCUUAGCCUGUUAGGCUGAGUGUCCGUCAUCAACCUGCCAAGAUCCCUGAGCCCACAUCUUGGAUCCCAGAGGAACAGGAGGCCCAGGGGAGGGGGCAGCAGGAACAAGA
This is a messenger RNA of Odobenus rosmarus divergens (Pacific walrus), 1208 nucleotides long. RefSeq names its product cysteine and glycine-rich protein 1 (gene CSRP1). The coding region runs from base 223 to 804 and encodes 193 amino acids. Lineage: Eukaryota; Metazoa; Chordata; Mammalia; Carnivora; Odobenidae. The transcript has 6 exons. The record is from RefSeq and is a predicted model, not a curated record. Gene Ontology annotation, cellular component: cytoplasm; Z disc; nucleus. Gene Ontology annotation, molecular function: structural constituent of muscle; actinin binding. Gene Ontology annotation, biological process: muscle tissue development; sarcomere organization.